GGACCCCGCCCCGCCGCGGCUGCGGGCCGGCCCCGACCCGCGGUGCCCCGGAGCUUGGACCUCAGCCGCUUGUCUCCGUCGGCCGGCCCGACUCCGGGAACGAGAAGGAAGCCUUUUCCAUCCCGUCCCGUCCGGUCCCGGCCCGGAACCCGGAACCCCAGGCGUCUCUCCGAGGAGGUCGGGCGGGGGUGGCCCGGGGAGGGAAGAGCCUUUGCAGAAAGGACGCCCCUGCCGGUCGCUGGCUGGAGGCCUCCACGGGUCCAAGUUCACUGAUGGCUCAGUUAGGAGCAGUUGUGGCUGUGGCUUCCAGUUUCUUUUGUGCAUCUCUCUUUUCAGCUGUGCACAAGAUAGAAGAGGGACACAUUGGGGUCUAUUACAGGGGUGGAGCCCUGUUGACUUCCACCAGCGGCCCUGGUUUCCAUCUCAUGCUCCCAUUCAUCACAUCAUAUAAAUCUGUACAGACCACACUCCAGACAGAUGAGGUGAAGAAUGUACCUUGUGGGACCAGUGGUGGUGUGAUGAUCUACUUUGACAGAAUUGAAGUGGUAAACUUCCUGGUCCCAAAUGCAGUGUAUGAUAUAGUGAAGAACUAUACUGCUGACUAUGACAAGGCUCUCAUCUUCAACAAGAUCCACCAUGAGCUGAACCAGUUCUGCAGUGUACAUACGCUUCAAGAGGUCUACAUUGAACUGUUUGAUCAAAUUGAUGAAAAUCUCAAACUGGCUUUGCAACAAGACCUAACUUCCAUGGCCCCUGGCCUUGUUAUCCAAGCUGUGAGAGUGACAAAGCCCAAUAUACCUGAGGCAAUCCGCAGGAACUAUGAGUUGAUGGAAAGUGAGAAGACAAAGCUUCUCAUUGCAGCCCAGAAACAGAAGGUGGUGGAGAAAGAAGCUGAGACAGAGCGGAAGAAGGCCCUUAUUGAGGCAGAAAAAGUGGCUCAGGUCGCAGAAAUUACCUAUGGGCAGAAGGUGAUGGAGAAAGAAACUGAGAAGAAGAUUUCAGAAAUUGAAGAUGCGGCGUUUCUGGCCCGGGAAAAGGCAAAAGCAGAUGCCGAGUGCUACACUGCACUGAAAAUAGCUGAAGCAAAUAAGCUGAAGCUGACCCCAGAAUAUCUGCAGCUGAUGAAGUACAAGGCCAUUGCUUCCAACAGCAAGAUUUACUUUGGCAAAGAUAUCCCUCACAUGUUCAUGGACUCUGCCAGCAGUCUAGGCAAGCAGUUUGAGGGGCUAGCUGACAACCUGGGCUUUGGCUUAGAAGAUGAACCCCUGGAAGCCACCAUGAAAGAGAAUUGAAAAAAUGAUAGUAUUUUAUACAACCACAGGUUGUGACACUUAGAGAGAUCUCUAUUUUUUAAGAUGAAACAGAAUGCUCCUUCCUCCUACACUACCUUCUUUGACUCUUCAAGUCACUGUGGUGAAAGAGAAGAAAUGGACUUAAAUUUGCCCACCUUCUGGGAAAGGAGGGUGGGAUGGAUGACUUGGGUUUUAUUCAGGUAAGUAGGGUAUAUGACUUCAGAUAAGAUGUAUAAACCAUGAAUUUGACCUCUGUCCUGCAGGCACCAAUUUUUGCCCCUUUGAAGCUGACUUAAUUAGGGAUGGUAUCACUGAGGAGUGGGGAAACUGUAGGUUGCUGCUGGCAGGUGCUUUGAUUUCCCUUAUUUGGGAAAAUGUAGUCUACCAUUCUCUCUGCCUCCAAGGAGGGAGGUGUCUGAGCAAGGUUCACAUCUGAGCAGAUACGCAGUGUGGAACAGCAGCUAAAGAGAAUGUUGCCCUCCCAGGUGUAUUUGUCGGGGCCUUGUAAGUGAAGGUAAAGGCUUUCUAGAGCCCUCCUGAGGAAGAAGCCGGUGCUGGGUUUUGCAAGGUUUUCUAUACACUCUGUUCCUUGUGCUUGGGCACAAAGUGGUGGUUUCUGACAACUUCUCCAAAGUCAGGGCUUGUUUGCCACCACACAGUUCUUUAUACAUGUCUCACCUGAUCUGUAAUUUUGGUUUGUUUGUUUUUUUCUUCUGGAAUAAUCUUUUGCUCCACAUCAAGAAGAUAGAAACAAUCAGAUGUUUUACUAACUACUAAAAUGGGAUCAUUGUACCUAUUAGCCAGUUGUAGUAGCACCUGUCUGGCAAACUGAAUGUACCUGAAGACCUAGUAAUCUUUAUUGUUAUGGAAAUUCUACCUUGUAGACCUCUGGUACUGUCUGGGGAAGGAAGAAGGGUCAGCCAUGGCUGAGUCAAUGGUUCAUGUGAGUUACCCUGGGAGAUUCAGGAUGAGAAGAACAAACACGAAACAAAUGCUAUUCAUACAUCCUAAAAUUGGGGUUGGGAACAAGGGAUCCAACCUGAAUAGUCCAUGAGUGGUGUACAUAAUGUUAAGUGGAAAGCAGCUAUUGGCAGUUAAUUUGCAGCCCAUGGGUACCUUGUGUGCUCAUGACUAGUUCUGGUUUAGGAUUAGGCCCUGUUAUUUGCUGCCCCACAUCACCCUAAAAACAGCAAACACAAAAACACCAAUAAUUUCCUUCCUGCCUAGGUGCAACUGUGAAUGAUAUUUUCUGACACCAGUUCCCACCUCAUUUUAGGUCUCGUAACUCAGGCCAGCUUGUUCAUAGUGGCACCAGACUUACCAGGAAUUAGGGUAGCAUUCAGCUUGCCUAGAAGGAUAUAAAGUAUUAAUUCCCCUUCUUUAAAUGUUGCCCUUCUCUGUUCUUAUUCCUGACACUAAAAAGUCUCAAAGUAGACAAAUGGUCUUGGUCAUUCUUUGUACAGGCAGCAAAGAAUGGAUGGAUUUUAAUAUGUUCAAGUGUUCUUGUAAAAUGAGAUUUGUCUUCCCAAGUCUAGUAUAGGGUACCAUUAUUAAAAUGCAUUCAUCUUCCUCCCAUUUCAAUGCAGCUAACCACCUGACAGGAGCAGUUUGGUAUACAGCAUUUCCCCCUUCCUAUACAUGUCAUUUCCCUGUAACUCUGAGCUCUUGCUGCCUACCUACACUUUAGAAAACAUCAGUCUACUACAGUUGAUUCAGGAGUGGAACAUCUCAGCCUCAUCUAUGAAUAGUACAUUCUUAAGUUUUUAACUGGACAACCUCCCAUUCUAAUGUCCUCUGAUAGUUUGUCCCUUGGCCACGGAAGAGUCUUGUUAAAGUCCUGCUACAGCUGCUCCCCCAUGUUAAUGUCACUUCUUCUUUCAACAAAAGAGAAUCACAUUCUCAUGCCCACCAGCAUAAAUCCAGUGGUUGUGGGUUCCUGUCAGCAGUAAAAUCAUGGAAGUCAGCUUUCUCCUUAGCAUGGGAUGACUAACCCAUCUGUCUUCGUAACUUUGUUUUUGGUUUGUUGUUGUUGUUUUAACAUUUACUAGAAAAUCUGAUCUUAACACAUUGCAAUUCUAAAUGUGUAGUAAAAUGUGAUGUCUACAAUCUUGUAGGCAAUUAAGACAUGGCUGCUAUUUAUAAGUGAAACUUCUGUCAAAAUAAGUAACUUUAUAAAUGCAGUUUUUGUAGGAUUUUCCAAGGAAUUUACCUUGGUGUAUUGUUUAUCACUAAACUUGGGAGAAGUAAUUCAUAUUCAGUACUGUUUUUAAUUACUUUUUAAAAUAUAAGGAAAAGAAUGUAAGGAAGCCAAAGUUUGUUAAUAGCUUUUAUAUAACUAAAAUAGAUUUGGAGGGAUCUGUGAUCACAUUAAGUUGAGGAGAGAAUCAUUGAAUGAAGCUUAGCAAUAUAUUGAUCUAAAAAAAAAGAUAUUUUAUAAAUGAUCUCUGACAGUUUUUGUGAGUCUAUGUGUCUUGUUAACACAUAAUUUUACCAUUUAGGUAGAGCAAAUAGUAAAAAGUAAAAUAAGCACUAUUGACUUGGUCUUUUUCAGUUUGAGGAUAAGCUGUGUCUUGACAAACAGCUACCCUUAGGAAGUUAACCACAACUUCUCCAUCCUAUUCAAUAGAUUUCUAGCCACAGUUUUUGUUUCCUUAUAAAAGUCAUAAUAGACCGUCAUACUGUGUUUUUCCAUUUCUUUUCAUCUCUGCUUUUGUGUAAGCUGGUGAUUCAAUAGUCAAAGUAAUUUUUUCAGGGUCUCAAGGGUUUAAUGACCCUCUUUGUAACUGAGAAAUAGCUCUUGUUAUAUUAAUCAUUCUACAAAUGAUACUGCUGGAUUAAUUGACAUGGGUUGACAGCUGGAAGAAUUGUUUUAGACAAUACAAAAGGUCUCGUGAUUUUAUAUCUUAGUUUUAUUUUGUCUUGUUAAAUAAAAUCAGUCUUUGUGUUUA
This is a messenger RNA of Dipodomys ordii (Ord's kangaroo rat), 4240 nucleotides long. RefSeq names its product ER lipid raft associated 2 (gene Erlin2). The transcript is spliced from 12 exons. The record is from RefSeq and is a predicted model, not a curated record. Gene Ontology annotation, cellular component: endoplasmic reticulum membrane; endoplasmic reticulum. Gene Ontology annotation, molecular function: ubiquitin protein ligase binding; cholesterol binding. Bases 273 to 1292 code for a protein of 339 amino acids. NCBI's taxonomy places the organism in Eukaryota, Metazoa, Chordata, Mammalia, Rodentia, Heteromyidae. Gene Ontology annotation, biological process: SREBP signaling pathway.